This is a messenger RNA of Adineta steineri, 4902 nucleotides long. The record is from the annotation of a GenBank genome assembly. NCBI's taxonomy places the organism in Eukaryota, Metazoa, Rotifera, Eurotatoria, Adinetida, Adinetidae.
AUGAUUCCAUUAGUAUUAUUAGAUGAUGCCCGUCAAUGGUAUGUUAAUAAUUUGGAUGCAGUAAAAGAUUGGACAACGUUUACAAGAGAAAUACAAAACGCAUUUUCAUCACCAGUUCAUCGAAGUUUAGCUAUUAAGCAAAUUGGUAAUCGUGUUCAAGGACUGGAAGAAACAGUUUUGCAUUAUUAUCAUGAAAUGAUGGAAUUAUGUGAUAUGAUUGAUCACGAAAUGAAAGAUGAACUCAAAGUUGGUUAUUUAUUAGCUGGUAUCAAAUUGUCAUUACAAAAAGAAGUUAUGAGAAGAAAUCCAAGAAAUCCAAAUGAAUUUUUAAAUGUCGCGCAAGCUGAAGAAAAAUUAGACUUAUCGAUUAAUGUUCAAACAAGUUAUGAUUCAACACUUAUAACGGAUUCAUUAUCAGCGUUUAAACCACAAAUUAAAUCGUCAUUACCAUACAAAUCAACAAAUACACAAAAAUCGAUACGAUGCUUUAAUUGUCAGAAAAUUGGUCAUAUUGCAAGAAAUUGUUUUUUGAAAAAACUACUAGCGGGAGCGAAUGAUGGUACCGCUCUCGUUAAUGUACAUCAUCCAUCCUUAAUAAUCAUACCAACAUGGAUCAAUAAUAUGAAAAUAAAUGGAAUGGUAGAUACGGGAGCAACAUCUUCAUUAAUAACAACGUCGACAGUUAACAAACUCAAAUUACAACAGGAAAUUGUUUUACAAUCAGGUGAAGUUAUAUUAGGAGAUUCAAGAACAAAAAUAAUGCAAUAUGGUCGGAUUUAUUUAAGAUUAAAAAUUGAUGAAGUAGAAUUUGGAAUUGAAGCAAUUGUCGUUGAUCAAUUAACAAACGAAUUGAUAUUGGGAGUAGAUUUUUUAAGAAAAUUUCAAGUGGAAAUAAAAGUGGCACAACAAUAUCUUGUACUUCAGAAUCAACAACAACGAAUUUAUACAAAAUUUGGUGGUUUAAAUAAUGUUCGAUUAACUCAGCAAUAUACAAUAUUUCCAAGAUGUAAACGGGUGGUGGAGGCUGUGGUAGAUGGGAUAAUAGAUAACAAGGAAAUGUAUUUGAAAGUAAUGGCAUUGAAACAACAACAAGCAGCACGUAUUCGUCUUUGUGAUGGUCUGGUGGAUAUAAAUAAUGGUUAUGUACAAGUUACUAUAUAUAAUCCAACUAGUCAAAGUGUUAUUCUUCAGAAGGCUAUGGUUAUUGGUGAAGUUGAUGUCUUGAAGACUGGUGAAUGCUGUUCAGUAUUGGAGUCAACAAAUACAAUGGAAGAUUUUAAUGUUGAUCAAAACCCAAAGGAUAAUCCAAUACCAAUCAAUCAAAUUGUUGAUUCCUUGACUCAUCACUUAUUGGAUAAUAAUGAAUAUUAUCAACAAAUAUAUCAGUUGGUGGAACAAAACAAAGUUUUAUUUGAUAUUAGUCAACAUCGUACAAUUAAAGCAACAAUUCAUCACGUCAUAAAUACAGGUGAUCAUGCUCCUAUCUCAGCAAAACCGUAUUUUAAAACCAUCGAACAAAGAAAAAAUAUUCAACAUGAAGUUGAUAAAAUGUUACGUGCUGGUAUAGCGAUACCCUCAACAUCUGAAUGGUCUUCGCCGGUGGUGUUGUUAACAAAACCGGACGGAACUUUUAGAUUUAUAAUUGAUUAUAGGAAAUUAAAUGUUAUAACAAAGAAAGAUGUUUUUCCGCAGCCAUCGAUCGAAGAACUUGUUCAACGUUUGGGCGGCCAUUCUUGGUUUACCAAAAUCGAUAUGAAAGCCGGAUACCAUCAGAUCCCGAUUCAACAUAAAGACAAGGAAAAAACCGCCUUCGUGACUCAGGACGGUCUGUAUCAAUUCGAAGUUUUACCCAUGGGGUUAACCAACGCCCCAGCUUCUUUUCAGAGGUUGAUGCACAAUAUAAUUGGUUACAAUAGAUGGGAUUACACAUGCGUAUAUCUUGACGAUGUAAUAAUUUUCUCAAAUUCGUUUGAACAACACAUGAAUCAUCUACAGGAAAUCUUUCAAAUACUUAAAGAUCAUAACUUUACAUUGAAUCCAAACAAAUGUUCAAUUGCUCAACAAUCUAUUGAAUUUUUAAGUCACACAAUUACUCAAGAUUCUAUUGUACCAUUAAAAGAAAGGAUUCAAGCGAUUUUGAAUAUUCCACAACCAACGACAUUAGCACAAGCUAACAAAUUCAUUGGCAAAAUUGGGUGGUAUAGGAAAUUCAUUCCUAAAUUUUCGUCGAUAGCUGCUCCAAUUCAUAGAGUAACGAAUAAAAUUAAAAGUAAACGAAAAGAUUUUUUUUGGGGAACCGAACAAAUUGAAGCUGCUGAUAAACUUAAAGAAAUUUUAACAACUCAACCAUUGGUUUUAAAGUAUCCACAUCCAACAGCACAAUUCAUAUUGUCAACAGAUGCAUCUGAUUACGCUAUUGGAGGAACAUUGAAACAAAUAAUAAAUGGACAAACACAUUAUAAUUAUUUUUUAUCACGAUUGUUAUCGGAUACUGAAAAAAGAUAUUCCACUAUUGAACGUGAAGCAUUAGCUAUAUUUUGGUGUCUAAAUAAACUACAACAAUAUUUAGGAGGUAGAGAUGUAUUGAUUAUAACUGAUCAUAAACCAUUACAACAAUUUCAUAUUAAAAUGAAAAUCAAUAGCAAGAGAAUAAAUGACUGGCUUAUUAAAAAUCAAGAAAUUUUAUCACAAAUUAUUGAAGUACAAUAUCGAAAAGGAAGUCAGCAUGGAGAUGCAGAUGGAAUGUCACGACCUGAUCUUCAAGAUUCGAUGGAAACUUUGAAUGCUAUUACUCGUUCAAAGACAAAAAUUAAUGAUCAAUCAUUAUUAUCAAGUAAUAAAGAUAUAUUAGAUCCACCACAUAAUAAUAGUAGAUCGAUAACAACAUCACCGACAUUUGAUUUCAGUUUAGCAAGAAUUAGUGCUGAACAACAAACCGAUCCAUAUCUAAGCAAUAUAUGGAAACAAAGUCUUGAGAAUAAAUGGGAUGAUAAUCGAUAUAUGGUAGAGAAUAAAGUUUUGUACAAAGUAGUACAACCAACAUCAAUGAAAACACAGUUAAAAUUAAUUUGCAUUCCAAAAUCCAUGCAACUAGAAGUAAUUCAAUGUUAUCAUGAUCAUCCAACUGGCGCUCACUUUGGUAUAAAUAGAACAUGGUUUAAAGUUCGUCAAGUUUGUUAUUGGCCUAGGAUGAAGGAAAUUAUAAAUGAUUAUAUAAGAUCUUGUGAAAAAUGUGCUAAGUAUAAUGUUCGUCGAAGUAAACCACCUGGACAUUUAAAUCCAAUAGAAUAUCCACAAGGACCAUUGGAAUUAGUAUCAAUGGACUUUUGGGGUCCAACACCUCAAUAUUCAACAAAUGGUAAUAAAUAUGUAUUAGUAAUAACGGAUUAUUAUACAAAAUAUGUAGUUGCAACACCACUUCCAAAUAAUACUGCAAUAACAACAGCAAAAUGUUUCGUGGAACAUUUUAUUUUUAAAUUUGGUACUCCACGACGAUUGAUCACAGAUCAAGGAGUGCAUUUUAAUAAUGAAUUAAUGAAGAAUGUAACUGAACUACUUGGCACAAAUCAUAUUCAAGCAACUGCAUAUCAUCCUCAAUCAAAUGGGUUAACGGAAAGGUUUAAUAGUACGUUUCAUACACAAUUAGCAAAAUUUCAAAAUGAUGACCUAAGUGAUUGGGAUGAAUUUCUGGGAGCCGUGACAUAUGCAUAUAAUACUGGUAUACAAAGUACUACGAAGUAUAGUCCUUUUCAAUUAAUGUUUGGUAGACGUCCAGUUCUACCGCUUGAUCAUACUUCUGCAGUAACACAUUUUGAUCGACCGAAUGAUUAUUGGCGUAAGUUGAUGAAAUGGAUGAAUAUUUACAAAAAAACUGCACAACAACAAAUUCAACUUCAACAACAACGAACAAAACAACGUUUUGAUGCACAUCGUACUGAUCAGCAGUUUCAAAUUAAUGAUUUAGUUUGGUGGAAAAUUCCUGGUAUCAGAGGUAAAUUUCAACAGCGUUUUUCUGGUCCAUUUAUAAUUAUUAAAUCACAACAUCCAUCAUAUACUAUUCAAGAUUCGGAAACAACAGCUAUUAAACAUGUUCACGUUAGUGAUCUCAAUGGUGAUACAUUUCGAGCUUUUUCUGAUUAUAUAUAUGAUGAAACAAGAAAAGAUAAUUUAAGAUCAGUAAAAUAUGGUGAAAUUAUUUUUGUGAAAACCGAUAUGCUUCGAAGAUUUUUUACUUCACGAUUUAUAUCUAUACGAGAACCAUUUGUACUUAUUACACAUAAUAGUGAUGAUUCUGCACCAGGAAGAUAUAUCAGAUAUUUAAGAAAUCCCAAAGUACUUCAUUGGUAUGCUUCCAAUCUUAAUCAAAAAAAUCUUCAAAAAAUAUCUCCUAUUCCAAUUGGAUUAGCUAAUAUACGAUGGGUGCAUGGUACUUUAGAUAAAAUAGCAUUUGCUCUUAAAAACCAUCGAAAACCUUGGUCUCAACGAACAACUUUUCUUUAUGUUAAUUUUGCCGUUGAUACAAACAUCGAUCAACGAACAAAAGCUCUGUCACAAGCAUCCACAAUACAAAAUGUGCAAAUAAUGAAAGAAAGAAUUAAAUUAGAAUCUUAUUUAGAGCAGAUAGGUAAUUCCAAAUUUGUUUUAUCUCCACCUGGCGGUGGAAUAGAUUGUCAUCGAACAUGGGAAGCUUUAUUAAUGGGUGCAGUACCUAUUGUUCUGACAUCUGGACUUGAUCCUUUAUUUACGAAAUCAAGAUCUAUUAUUAUUGAUGAUUGGUCAAAACUGUCGUACAAUUUUUUAUCAUCAUUCAAUUCUUCGUUAGAUGAUGACUAUGUACCUGAUGUUUUAUAUGCUGAUUAUUGGCGUCAAACACUUUUUAAACAUCGAAAGAAAGUUAAUUAA